This is a messenger RNA of Didymella exigua CBS 183.55, 1687 nucleotides long. Its product is annotated as Ribokinase-like protein. The transcript is spliced from 3 exons. The coding region runs from base 237 to 1388 and encodes 383 amino acids. The record is from RefSeq and is a predicted model, not a curated record. Lineage: Eukaryota; Fungi; Ascomycota; Dothideomycetes; Pleosporales; Didymellaceae.
GUGACCGCGGGGGUCUGUGAAUGGUCGCGUUCCACGACACCGCUGCAUCGUGACUCUGGGACGUGGACGCUUCAGGAACUCCAUGGUGCAACUCGAUCUGUGGUAUUGCGUCUAGAACACAUACCUUCAACACCGGAAACAAUCGCACCCCACUUCACGGUCCAAGAUCGCUGUCAAGGUACAAGUCAACAUCUGCUGCUUUGCAGCAAGACGCUCCAGACGUCCUCCAACACAACAUGGCGAGCACUAGCUCCGGCAUGGGCUUUUGCACGCCCGGCACCGACUCUUGCACGCCCGGCACCGACUCUUGCACGCCCGGCACCGACUCUUGCACGCCCGGCACCGACUCUUGCACGCCCGGCACCGACUUUUGCACGCUCGGCAUGUUCAUCAUCGACGAGAUCGAGUUCGCGCCGCCGAAGCCACCGGUCACAGACAUCGUCGGCGGUGGCGGAUCCUACUCCGCACUGGGGGCGCGCAUCUUCUCCCCGUCUCCGCUGUCGAGGAGCGUUGGCUGGAUCGUCGACUGCGGGUCUGACUUCCCCGCGCAGCUGAGAGACUUCAUUGCGUCGUGGGACAGCGGAGUGCUGGUCCGCGAGACACCUGACCGGUUGACGACUCGCGGGUGGAACGGGUACGGAGAGAAUGAGCACAGGGCAUUCCGGUACUUGACGCCAAAGCUGCGAAUAUCACACGAGGAUUUGAAGGAUACACAUCUGCUGUGGGCCAAGUCGUUCCACCUCAUCUGCUCGCCCACACGGUGCACAGAGCUGGUCAAAAACAUCCUCGCGUUGCGGGUCACGGCUUCUCCUGCAGCCGAGCGACCAGUCUUCAUCUGGGAGCCGGUGCCGGAUCUUUGCGUGCCUGCCGAGUGGGACAAUUGCCUCGAGGCACUACAGUGCGUGGACGUCGUGAGCCCGAAUCACGGCGAGCUCGGCGGCUUUUUUGGACAGUGUACCGAUGGGCCGGAGCACGUCGACUACCGCCUGAUCGAGUCGCUGUGCGAUCAAUGGCUCGAGAGCGGCAUCGGGCCCAGCGGCAGUGGUGGCAUCGUUCUGCGGAGCGGGAAAGACGGGUGUCUAGUUGCGCGUCGCGGCCUGCGCAGGUGGAUGCCUGCGUACCACCAGAACGGCGAGAAGGUAGUCGACCCAACUGGCGGCGGCAACGCGUUCCUGGGCGGGUUAGCAGUCGGGUCAGUGCGAAGCGGGGGUGUGGCGGCGCUCGAGGAAGCUGCCGCCUGGGGCUCGGUAUCAGCAAGCCUCGCCAUCGAGCAGGUCGGGAUGCCGGUGCUGGCUCAGAGCGCCCAAGGCGAGAGAUGGAACGGCGUUUGCGUCGAAGAAAGACUCUCAGAGUUCAAACAGAGGCUGGAUAGAUAUGUACAGCCGUAAACCUCCCUGCUGCUUAGUGAUCCCACGCGCGCUCUCCGCCCUCCUAUUGCCCCUGCUGCUGCUGCUGCUGCUGCUGCUUCAGCUUCGCCUCGUGCUCGCGAAUCUCUCUGCUCCAGUAUCGGCUGGGGAAGAAGCGGCCCUGCUCCGGCAUCUUGUCGCGGUGCUCGCGCUGUGCGGAAACAGACCAGGCCAUGCCGACGAUGCUGGCGAGGACGAGGCCGACGACGGCCGUGUUGCCCUUCCAGUUGCCGGGCUGCGCGUACCAACCACCGGCCGGCGACCAGACGUGCUUGGGGUAC